This is a messenger RNA of Didymodactylos carnosus, 1380 nucleotides long. Lineage: Eukaryota; Metazoa; Rotifera; Eurotatoria; Philodinida; Philodinidae. The record is from the annotation of a GenBank genome assembly.
AUGGAUUCCAGAUCAAUUAAUUUAAACGCAUUCUUUACACACGAAUUUAGUCCCCAGCCAGUAUCGUUAUGCAACAAAAAAAAACCUAAAUUACUAUAUCAAUCGUCAAAAUCCGUACUGCAAAAAGUGUUGCAAGAAAAAUUUGAUACUGAAUUUCUGGGAUCACCCAGUUGGACAUCUGAUUCCAACGAAUCGGCGUUAGCUAUGGAUGGUGGCUUAUUGUUACAACAGUAUCCACCUCGAGAAGCGAAAAAAACCAUUAGCGAUUAUGCUGCUGAAUUGAUAAAUCGAUUUAUCAAAGAACAGUUCAACAAUUAUGAUCGAACUGAUAUUAUUUUCGACUCUGCUGAGAGUAAACAAUUAAAACAAUUUAUUGAACGACACGGUACCCAUGCGACGGCAACUCAAUAUAAUAUUAACGAAGGGUCUAUCUUGCCCGUGGGUGAGGAGUACCACAAAUUAUUACGUUUCAAUCGUACUGUUGUUGCAAGAGCGGUGCGAGAUGCAUGGUUAAAGCUGUGGAAAUUAUUACCUGAUGAUAAAACAAUUUUUGUGGCUGGUCCAGACGAAAAAACUUAUUUGUUGGCUAGAAUUAACUAUGCUGAAGUUCCUGAAUUAAUGUCAAAUCACGUGGAAGCAGAUACUAGGAUCUUUUUACAUAUUAAACAUAUUUCAUCUUUCAAAAAUAUUUUCCGUGGGUUAUGGUAUUUUAAAUGUUUUCUCUGUAGCACAGCUUUGCUUAAGAUACCUUCAACAACAAUUAAUAAAUUUAAAUUUCUAGCAUUGAACCAAGUUAGAACUGCUCAAGCAACAGCACAUUUGAGGUCCACCUCAUCUGAUUCGUUUUUAAAUACGUUGUUACCCACAACAGAUGCUUUUGAAUAUCAUUGCAAACGUGUUGGUGUUCAGGUUUUGAUUUGGUUUCAAUCCUUAUUCAACAAUAUCGAAUAUCCAGCACUAAUUGGCAAUGGGUACACUUCAGUUGACGGAGAAACAGUCGUAGAAUGGAAAUCUACAGCAUCCAUGCCUGAUACAAGUAUAAUGAUAACAUGUGGUUGCAAGACUAGAUGUAGUACGAAAAAAUGUAAAUGUUUCAAACAUCAAUGUAAAUGUACAAUCUUAUGCAAGUGUGAAAGUUGUGAAAAUACACAUGUACACGAUCAGCCUAGUUCAUCAUCAAAUUCUUCGCAGAAGGACGCUAAUAUUAAUGAAGAUAGAUUUGAAAAUGAUUUUUCGACAAAUAUUGAUAGUAAUCUUAAUGAUGUUUUAUCGGACGAAGAUGAGACGCGGGUCGACGAAGAGGACGAUAACGAUGAGGUAAUUCGUUAUUCAAUCCGUUCAGAAUCAUUAAAGUUGCUAAAAGGUUUGAACGGCGGCUAA